AUGGCCGUCCAAACAGCGUCCAUGGCAUCGAUUACGCGCUCCAGCAGAAGGGCGCCCUCCACUGCUGCUGCCGCCGCUGCUCCUGAUGCCCACGCCAACGCGCCCUUCCACACAGCUCGCAACAGCACCCAGAACAUUCUCUCGCACGCUGCCAACGGUGGUCGCACGAAGCGUCACCUGAGCAUCUCCGACCGCAACUACGACCUCGAGCCUGUGAGCCCCGCGAAGCGACCGCGCACCGAGUUUGAGAUCGUGCUCAAGUCGUCGCGCGCCACGCCCCCGAAGCACGCUGCUGCGAAGCCUGCCCCGCCCGACGCGGUGCCGCCGACGCUCAAGCCAAAGCAACCACCAACACAACCACAAUCACAGCCGCAGCAACCGCAACAACCACUGCAUCACCCACGACCGCAACCACCACCAAAAAAGCAACAGAAGCUGCCAUUUCUACCCGUGAGACGCGAAACCGCCGUCGUGAGCCAGCCACCGCCUGCCGUACCCCCACCCGCGAAGGACGAUGCCGCCGCCCAGUUGACCAAGCACCGCGCCAAGGUGAUCAACGGCAUCCGGCACGAGCUCGACCGCCUGCAGCCCGACACCCAGUCCGACACCCACCCCCCUGCCGAACCCAAGGAACAACAACAACAACAGCAGCAGCAGCAGCAGCAGCAGCAGCAGCGUGGCGGGCGCAAGCUGCGCUCGCAGGAGGCGACACGCUUCAAGAGCGACCUGUCGGCCUACUUUCCUGACUAUGACGAGGUCAUCGGCAACGACCCCAAGGAGGAGCACCUGCUGAACGUCGAGACGCCCAUUGUCGUCGUCGACACCUUUCCGCGCUACUUCCGCGGCAAGGUCGUGGCGCCGCUGUUCACGCCGACCCAGGCCGAGCCGGUGCCCGCUGGCUACGACCACGGCGACUACCCCGUCCGCGGCUACGGCGACGCGCUGUUCGACGACCCCUUUGACUCGCAGCGCAUCAACUUUGACUUUCUCGGCAAGAGCUACAAGGGCAAGACGCUCGACAGCGCCCUGCCGGACGCCUUGUACCUGCCGAUCCACAAGAGGGCCGAGAGGCUCGAGAGGUCGAUCCGGAACACGGAAAAGGGCAGGGCGCAGCACGAGAAGGACCAGAUCGUCAGGCUGCUCGAGGGCCUGCAGGGUCACGACUGGCUGCGGAUCAUGGGUGUCAGCGGCGUCACGGAGAGCAAGAAGAAGUCGUUUGAGCCUGCGAGGCGGCACUUUAUCAAGGGCUGCCAGGCCAUCAUUGACAAAUUCCGUCAGUGGGCACAGGAGGAGAAGAGGCGCAAGGCGGAAAAGGAACGCGCUCUGGCGGAAGAGGCUGACGAAGAAGAGGACGACGAGGAAGAAGAAGACGACGAGGAGGAGGCUGGGGAGGAUGAAGAGGCUGUGGAAGAUGAGGACGACGAGGCAAAGCCGGAAAUCGGCGACAGCGAAGAAGAAGACGACGAUGACGUUCAUGCUAGUGACGGCGACCCACCCGACGAGCUAGAUUUUGACGCCUCGAUCGCGAGACAGCUUCGCGAAGAAGCGGCGGCCAGAGCCAACAUGGCGAAGUCCAGCCGGAAGCGACCACGUGGCGCGUCGAUUCAGCCAGAAACACCCCUGCCACCACCGCGGGAGUUCAAAUCAUUCUUCAAGAAGAAGCACGAGCGUGACGCGGCGCUUAACAAGCAUCGCCGGGCGGGGCGUCGGGUGUUGGCCUGGGGUGAGCCGGUGCCUGAACUCGAGGCGCGGGAGUUCGAGCUACCCGAGGAGUAUCUCGACCCCGAGACCAUGAAGGCUCACGCCCGGAAGAGGCGGCGGCAGCGCCGUGGUAGCAGACAUUGA
Messenger RNA from Verticillium nonalfalfae, 1845 nucleotides. RefSeq lists its product as uncharacterized. Bases 1 to 1845 code for a protein of 614 amino acids. The transcript has a single exon. Gene Ontology annotation, cellular component: SAS acetyltransferase complex. The record is from RefSeq and is a predicted model, not a curated record. Gene Ontology annotation, molecular function: histone acetyltransferase activity. Lineage: Eukaryota; Fungi; Ascomycota; Sordariomycetes; Glomerellales; Plectosphaerellaceae.